Messenger RNA from Haplochromis burtoni (Burton's mouthbrooder), 1976 nucleotides. RefSeq names its product CD209 antigen-like protein A. Lineage: Eukaryota; Metazoa; Chordata; Actinopteri; Cichliformes; Cichlidae. Gene Ontology annotation, molecular function: signaling receptor activity. Bases 425 to 1168 code for a protein of 247 amino acids. The record is from RefSeq and is a predicted model, not a curated record. The transcript has 6 exons.
UGAGUGCAGACCUGGGUUGGCUGAAAAAUAAAAUAUACUGCAUCAAACUAUCAUGAGCUCUAGUGUCUUUUUUCACAUUUUUGAUAUUUUUUCUGUUGAAUGUUGGUGGAAGAGUUAGGAGCCUUACUCUGCCCCAUUAAUAAAUACAUUUUCACAGCACUAUACAGUAUUUAAAGGUUUAAGAUUUAAAUGUCUUAGUCAGAAAUCUACACUAUUCAUUACUGUGUCUUUUCAUAUGGAUAUAUACACAGCUCAAGAACAGGUCUAGUUUCAGUGGUAGCAUAGCUGCAUAAACCACAUAUUGAAUGGGUGACUUCCUCUGAACUUCAAACUUUAGAAUCAACUGAAACCAGUGAGAUUCUCACACUUCACAUGUCCUGUGCCACAGAGCUGAGCUCAGAAAUAAUCCACAUCCUUUCAUGCAAUGGAGGAAAUUUAUGUCAAUGAAUGCUAUGUCAAACCUGCCAACAAGCCAUCUAUAAAAAAAACCACAGCUCCAAGAAGCUACAAGAGAAGCUUUUAUUUAGUUGUUAUUCUCUCGUUGGGGCUGCUGGCUGGACUUCUCACUCUUGCUUUCUACUACAAAAACUCCUCACAAUAUUCAGCUGAAUAUCUCUCAAUGAAUAACAAACUUUCCUCAAUAACCGAGGAGAGAGACCUUCUAAAUGCAACUGUCUCUGUAGUGAGUAACCAACUUUCUUCUAUGACUGAGGAGAGAGACCUGCUGAAGGCCAACCUCACUGAAAUGACCAAAGAGCUGGAGAGACUGCAGAGUUUAUUCAACCAGAAGAAAACCUGUCCUACAGGAUGGAGAAAGUUCAGUUGUAGCUGUUAUCUCCUGUCUGAAAACUCUGGUUCCUGGCAAUCAGCUAGAAAACACUGCACAGACCAAGGAGCAGAUUUGGUGGUGAUAGACAGCCCUGAAGAACAGAACUUCAUCGCUUCAUUCACCCAGAAAGAGACUUGGAUUGGUUUAAGUGACAUAGAACAAGAGGGCACGUGGAAAUGGGUAGACGGAACGCCUCUGACUCUGCAAUACUGGGCAUCUCUUCAGCCUGACAACCUGUUGUUUAGAGAGGACUGUGCUCAUAUCAGAUAUCAAGAAACUUCCUGGAAUGAUGAAAGAUGUGAAAAUUCUCUCCAAUGGGUCUGUGAAAAACUACUGUAACAGCUGAAUUUGUUUGAAAAUUAGAUUUGUACAUAUUUUUCAAAUUAGGCUAUGAUUGUUAUUUCAUUAGCAUUUUUAUAUAUCCUUUUCUGAAUAAGUAUUAAGAUUUAGUGAAAAACAACCCUUGAAAUAUAACUAUGCCUAUAGUAACGAGUAACUGACCCAUUUUAUUUGGAUAACACUUCUAUAAACAUACAGUCGCAGCACAAAGUUUUACUUUAGAGAAUCAAAUGCAGCCCCUUAUUAGGAAGAAGAUAAAGACUGUAGUACCUGUCAUAAAAAAAACAAAACAGAAAACGACUAUGGCCUGCUUCAGUGUGCUCAAUGUGGUUUCAGUCAAUAAUUACCGUCACUGGGGAAAUGGUGUCACCAUGUUUUGAAUAAUUCUGUGGUAUUUUUAUUGAUAAUGUUGGUUUGUUGCAUGAGUUCUGUUUAGAUUCUUUCAGUGGUUGUAACAGUGUUUUGGCAUCUCAAAGAUUAGACCUAAGAGCUUUAUCUAGGGAGGACUGUUAAAAUUGUUACAUUUCAGUCUGCAACAUUUGGGCAUAUCGAGUAAUUUGCCAUACAAUAUUAGAGUGUUUUUAGUUUGAAACAUAGCUAAAAUGUGCAGACAUGAAACAGCACACAGUGGAUUGUACUGGUUGAAAUUUGCACUGCAUUUGCAUUUCAUAUUGCAAAUGUGCUCACUUGCUAUUGUGACUGCUGAAAGCAUUUAAACUAAUGUUAUCUUCACUUUAUUGUUAUUAUUCUAGUAGAAAAACUGAGAUUAUUUUCUCUUGCUGUGUGUGUGUUUGUGUGUGUGUGUGUG